GAACGUGCCAUCCUCGCCACGUGCCCUUGCACGCGAUCCCGGUGCUCCUCCCGGACGAGUUGAGAAUCGAGGAUGGCCGUUGUGGGACGAGGUGCCUGGGCGUCACCUAUCACCUUCCAGAGGCGUCAGCAGCCAAAGGAAAUCUUGCUGCUACCACAGUGGAUUCGCUGCUGGUUGUUUCCUGGAACUCAGCUGGCUUUUCGAGGACCCACGACCUCAUAAAGACUCAUUUCGGCAGCCUGGACUUGUUUCUCGAACGACAUCAGGCCGACAUAUUCUGCGUUCAGGAGACUCGUAUCACCGCGAGUCACUUGAAGACCCGGGAACAGUGCCAGCAACUUGGUGCUGUCUCUACGACAGGUGCCUAUCAGAGUUUCUGGUCUUUCAAUGAACAAGAGGGCGGUGCCUCCCGUUACAACGGUGUGGCAACCUGGAUUCGGAAAGACCUUGCUCCGCAGGCACGCGCCACUCAGCAGGUUCUGCGGGAUGAGAUAGACAAAGAAGGCCGCUGUCUACUCGUGGACUUGGGCGGCCUCGCCGUCUUCAACGUGUAUGUCCCUACACUGCACUGUUCCGAGGACGGUAGAGUCGAUGAAUCAAGGUUACAGCAGAAAGUCAAAUUCCUGCACCUCCUUCAGAUGCGCAUAGAGGAAACUCGAAAACUUGGCAAGCAGGUAUUGGUCUGUGGUGAUCUGAACCUUACAUACCGCACAGCUGAUGUAGCACCUGUGCGUCUUUGCCUCAAAAUUGACGAGGGUCGUGUAUGUGGCAAGAAGGAGUGGGCAUUGCCGGAGGACGCUACGCCAGGGCCCCACAUACCCGUGGGAGCUGCACAAAAAGCUCUGCGGGCACAAGUGACAAUGACGGCAGAGAGCGCCAAGAAUUGCCUGAGAGCUUUGGUGCACGGUCCGGAGGGCUUCAGGGUUCCGAAUCCUCCGCCACCAGACCUGCCCUUGCUGCCGGGUCGUGUCCUUAUGGCGAUGACCAGGAUCAAGGGCUCUGAGACGAAGGUCGAGCGAUCCUCCUUGCCCAAGCUCUGGUGCCGCAGCAGGGCUCUUUCAGCUGACGCCCCCUUGCCCUGGCAGUCCCUGGAAGGCCUUGGUGAUGAGCUGGUGCUGCUCGAGUUCGGUGUCCUUUCCGAGGAACUGGAGGCGGAGGGUUCGCUUCCACACAGGGUGAGAGAGGCUCCGUGUGUGGACUGGCUGUCAGCCCUGGUGAGCGAGAGCAGCGAAGGCAGCGAAACCGAAGGCAAAGCCUUCGUUGAUACUUUCGCAUUCUGCCAUGGAGCCGCUUGCCUGGGUCGUUAUACGCAGUGGAAUCAGACCGCAAAUUCACGCUUCUCGAACAUUGGGGCGCGUUUGGACUAUAUCCUUUGCGAUACUUCCAUGCAGAAGCAUCUGGUGAGGACUCCGACCUCGGAGCUUGCCGGAUCAUCGCCGCUGCAUGCGGCCGAGACAGCAGAGGCGGCUCAAAACGCUGCGACAUGCUUCGGGGCCUGGCACAGCGCACCCGCUUGCGGGCGUCUGAGGGCGUCGAAAACCGACGAUGAUGGGCUGGGUUUGCAGAAGGAUGACAUGCGGCUGAACAACUCGCAGUUCCGGUCGCCACAUACUGGCAUCUUGUACACUCCUCCAAGGUACUCAGACCACGUCGCUGUUUGUGCGCACUUCGAAGGACUAUGCCUUGGUGGCGUCGUUGCCCUGUCUGAAGCAGAGAGCCGACGAACGCACGGGGUCGCCCGAGCGGCAGCUUGCACCGCGGCUGCCCCUGCCACAGCGCUCUGCGCCGCCUCAUUCCCCCUCCCCGUCGCACAGGGCGCGCAGAGCUCGGCCAUUGGUGGGCUCAGAGAGAGUCCCUUGGGCCGGAUGCCGCGCCCCGGGCCACCGGAUCUUCGGCUGAGUCCAUAUUCGGAGCGCAGCCCUCGUUUCAUAGCGGACGGCUUCUACGAGGGCCCUCUGUGGGCUCCACAGCGCGGAGAUGCCUGGGAGCUGCGAAUGCUGCGAACCGCUCUUCAGGCCAUGGUCCGACAAGCGGCCUGCGACGCCGAGGCUGAGGAUGCCAAGGCGAUGCUCGGUCCCGGCGCUGGGGCUUGCGGCCUCCCAGCCUUCUUCAGAUGCCUCGAUCCCCUGGACAAGGGCCAUGUUCUGGAUACCGACCUGUUGGAGUUGGUGAAGGAGCACGAGGCGCCCGUGUCCUACGCCAGCCUCUGCUCUCUGGUCCACGAGGCAAAUCUACGGCGCGGAGGGCGUCCGCUUGGCUAUCUCACGUUCCGGGACCUCGGAAAGCUGAUCUAUCCUUUGCAGUCCAAGGAGCACACGGCAAUGUGCGGUUCUGCCACCGACGACGAAGCCAAGUCGAUCCUUUACCUGCUGCAGUUUUCAGAGCCAUGCCCACGCUGUGGUUUCCGAAUUCAGAGAGACUCGGAGUCGUCGGCGUGCCCGAAUGUGGUUUGCAGCAAGUGUGGAGCCGCUUUCAGGUGCUUCGUCGUGGCAAGGCCAUUCCUGGAUGCACCCAAAGCAACCGCUGCAGAUCGUUACACGCUCUGCAGACUGGUGGCGGCCGUGUCCCGCACG
Molecule: messenger RNA, 2573 nt
Organism: Symbiodinium sp. CCMP2456
Lineage: Eukaryota; Dinophyceae; Suessiales; Symbiodiniaceae
Source: the annotation of a GenBank genome assembly